AUGCGCCGGCUGCGCGGCUCAGGGCCCCGGGCCCGCGGCUCCAGAUGCGGCUCCAGCUCCGGGCAGGGCUCCCGGCGCGGCCGGGCCAGGGCGGGCGCGGGCUCCAGCGCGGCCGGCCGGGCGGUUCCAGAUGCGCGCCAGAUGCGGCCUCCGCAGCGACGGCGGCCGGACCGCCCCCCGGAUGUGGGCGCCGAGGCGAGGGACUGGACUCGGGGCCGCGGUGGAGGCCGCGAAGGCUGCGUGAGGUGGCGAGGGUCGCGGGUCCCAGCUCCGCGGCUGUCAGAGUCGGUGUGGAGGCUCCGCGGCAGCGGCGCGCAGAGGACUCUCGGCCGGCACUGCCCCUCUGCGGCGGGCCCCGCCCACUGCAGACAUGGACCCCGCCCCUGCCCUCGCCCCGCCCACCCCGCCUCCCUCUGCGGCGCUCCCCGAGACCGAGGCCCCGCCCCCGAGGCCCGCAGCGCCGGGCCCCGCCCAGGAGGCGGUGGCUCCGCCCACCCCCGCUCUAGGCUGCUUUCUGGGCUGGGUGGACCGGCUGUCUGCAGCUCUGGCUCCGCCUGGCUCCCGGCUGGACCACGCCCUCUCCCGCGCCGAGUCCCGCCGCCCGGCCCGGCUCCGAUUCUUUGCCUGGGGACACGGACCGCAGAGCUGCACCAGGCCCGCGAGAAGAUCGCUGAGACCAGAGGAGCAACGAGCCAUCCCCAAAAGCGCCUGCUGUAACCGGCAAUCCUACCCUGCUGGGCUCCUGUGCAUUUUCCCACUUGAUCCUCUCCAUAAACCUCAGAGGGGAGGUGGCCCACACCUUUGAACGCCUGUGGCUUGCACUGUGUACCAGACAUGUGGCAUGUUCCAGAUUCUUCCAGCUGCAUUUUUUGAAUUGCAAUUUAAUUUUGUCUCACUAA
Messenger RNA from Panthera uncia (snow leopard), 899 nucleotides. RefSeq names its product translation initiation factor IF-2-like. Lineage: Eukaryota; Metazoa; Chordata; Mammalia; Carnivora; Felidae. The transcript has 2 exons. The record is from RefSeq and is a predicted model, not a curated record. The coding region runs from base 1 to 717 and encodes 238 amino acids.